GUUUUACACUGCAAUGGCAGGGAAAUCUUCUCCUUUUUGACACAUCAUUUGCACAUUAACCUGCUGUUGCAUCCAAAGGAUUUGCUCAGAAAUGAAGACACUUUAUUUCAUUUGUUUCUUCUUCCAAAGCUUCAUGCAUCUGGUGGAUGCAGGAGCAUUGUCUGCAAGUGCAGAGAUUGUGGGCAUAAAUGGAGGCCUUCUUAAUGGAGCCUUGAUUGCCAAUGCAGCUAACCCAGGUAUUGUUAAUGGAGCUUUGCUGGGUGGGCAGCCUCAGAUAGCACAGGUCAUCCCAGGUGUUUCACCUAUCGUUGUCCUGCAGCCUGGCAUUGGUCUGGCUCAGGCCGGACUGCCUAUCAUUCCUGAUCUUGCACUACAGCAGGGCCUCUUGCUUCCUCUACAACAACAGCAGCCUGGCAUCCCCCAGGGCCAACUGCUGCAACUGCCCAAUGGGGGGGCCCCUUUAUUAGCAGUGCUACAGCAAGCGAAUGUAGUAGCAGGGCUGCAGGUACCGGCACCAAACCAACUACAACUCAUAAAGAUUCUUCCAGUUGCCGGAGCAAAUGGCAACCUGCAGUUACCGGCACUCCAGGCAGCUGGUGUACAGGCAGCUGGCAAUGGAGCACAGAGAGUCAAGCAUUCAGCACCUGCAAACCCAAAUCCAGCAGUGCCAGGCUCAGAGGCUGCAUCACUUUCCAGUGGUCGGCCAGCGAUGUCUCUUGCUGAAGCUCUAAAGCUUCCUUCAUUUCAAUCCAAAAUAAAUCCGUCCAAAUAAAUACCUGGAACACAUCAAUACCAACCUUCCUCUGCAGGUACAACAUGAAUCAUCGUGAUGGCACACCGGGAUCCUGCAGCAUUAAAUGAUACUAAAAAGAAUAUUCAUGGAAAUUUAAAUGUUAGUUAAGAUGUCUAAUUACUACUGUUUUAAGAUUAGAAUAAUAAAAUUCUGUUCUUAUGUUGAAGAUACAGACUAAUAGUUUCUGUGCUUGAUGUAUGUCUAUUUUAAAAUGAUUGAUGAAUAAAUAUGUUAAUA
Lepisosteus oculatus (spotted gar) is the source of this 1030-nucleotide messenger RNA. RefSeq lists its product as uncharacterized. The record is from RefSeq and is a predicted model, not a curated record. NCBI's taxonomy places the organism in Eukaryota, Metazoa, Chordata, Actinopteri, Semionotiformes, Lepisosteidae.